Messenger RNA from Penicillium salamii, 1053 nucleotides. The record is from the annotation of a GenBank genome assembly. Lineage: Eukaryota; Fungi; Ascomycota; Eurotiomycetes; Eurotiales; Aspergillaceae.
AUGUCCGAAGUUCACGUCGGUAUUAUUUCUGCCCGAGUUCAAACAAUAAUAUCAUCCAGUACCAAUGUACUUGAGAAACAGGCCUGCACAUCACAGUGGAGAGCAGGAAUGACGACUUGCGUGAUCGGGGUUUUAGCCGAUGGCCCAAGCUCUUGGGGGUUAUCGGUUAUCAGCGCAGCUCCGUCCAUCUCUCCGCAACUACGCGCGAUGUUUCGAUUCACCCUGAGAGCGCAGCUCGCUCCAUAUGCUUCCAAUGGCAUUCGUUCAUUCUCUGCGACUGUCCCUGUUCUAUCUGAUGUGAAGUCCCGGACACUAGAUCCUAGAUGGCUGACGUUGAUCAAGCGGAGGAUUGGGAAGUGUAUGAUGUUUGGACUGCCGCCAGCCCAGAUCGAAGAGGGAGGCAGGAUCCUGGAUCAAUUGGCGAGGGAAUGGCGCGAGCUGGUUGCUGGAAGUGAAGGAUUUCUCACUGAGGCGAAGCGACGUAGUCUGUUCCGUCAUGGUGUGGUUUGGGGCGAACAGGUAUGGCUUGGCCAUGUCAAUAAUGUCACUUACGUUCGGUAUGCCGAGACUGCUCGAGUGAAUUGGACCCGCAAUAUUGGCACCCACAUCGACCCCGCAAACAAGAAAGAGUGGCACAGUAUGGUUGGCUCCACCGGAAUUGGUCUCAUCCUGAAGAGCAUCAAAGUCGACUACAAAUUUCCCAUGACAUCCCCUGACAAGAUUACUGUUUAUCAGAAAUUGAUUCCAGAUCCGUCUGGACACCUCUCAUCCCAAUCUGCAUUCCGUCUUGAGGUGAUGAUUCUCUCCGAGGCGCGUCAGCGGCCUUCUGCUCGCUGCUUUGAGGAUAUCGUACUCUAUGAUUACAAGAAAAAUCGCAAGACUGUCAACUUGCCGCCAUUUGUCAUGGAUCAGUUCAAGGUGAUGUGGGAACAACAGGAAAAUGAGAUGGAAAGGUGGCAGCAUAAGAUCGCCGACAUCGAGAACAGAGUUAGGGGUCUUGAACUCGAAAGCUGGGACCGGACUGACGCCGUGGAAGAUAAUGGCUCUGCAUAG